CCUUCCGUCGGUCCUUUCUUCCUUCCUGCUUCGCCUAGCGUUUCGCGAUAUGGGGCAGAGCCUCCGUUCCGCCAGCACCACCUGAGGAUCCCGGAAACCGCCCCAGCGAUGGAAGAGGACCAGGAGCUGGAGAGAAAAAUGUCUGGAUUGAAGACCUCAAUGACUGAAGGCGAGAGGAAGACAGCCCUGGAAAUGGUCCAGGCAGCUGGAACAGAUAGACACUGUGUGACUUUUGUAUUGCACGAGGAGGACCAUACCCUAGGAAAUUCUCUGCGUUACAUGAUUAUGAAGAACCCGGAAGUGGAGUUUUGUGGUUACACUACGACCCAUCCUUCUGAGAGCAAAAUUAAUUUGCGCAUUCAGACGCGAGGUGCUCUUCCAGCUGUUGAGCCAUUUCAGCGAGGCCUGAAUGAGCUCAUGAAUGUCUGCCAACAUGUGCUUGACAAGUUUGAGGCCAGCAUAAAGGACUAUAAGGAUCAAAAAGCAAGCAGAAAUGGAUCCACAUUCUAGUCCCUUAUGCAGGAUACAAGAAGGACUAUCUUCUGAGAUUUUCUCUUCGUGAUUGUGCAGAAUCCAGAAUUAGAAGUUUGUGGUUACAGCAUGCUUUAUCCUUCAGGUGUGGUUCUAGCUAUUGACCCACUACAGCUGUUGGAAUCCCUACAAGAACCUGUGUAUUAACCUAAUAAAUUCCCUCUUUUAUUUAAACUAA
Messenger RNA from Sciurus carolinensis (gray squirrel), 709 nucleotides. RefSeq names its product DNA-directed RNA polymerases I and III subunit RPAC2. The coding region runs from base 109 to 510 and encodes 133 amino acids. The record is from RefSeq and is a predicted model, not a curated record. Gene Ontology annotation, cellular component: RNA polymerase I complex; RNA polymerase III complex. NCBI's taxonomy places the organism in Eukaryota, Metazoa, Chordata, Mammalia, Rodentia, Sciuridae. The transcript has 2 exons. Gene Ontology annotation, molecular function: protein dimerization activity; DNA binding; DNA-directed RNA polymerase activity. Gene Ontology annotation, biological process: DNA-templated transcription.